GCGAAAUUUGAAAGUUUCAUAAACUUUAUUAAUAGUACUAAUUAUUUAAAUUGUUUGUGACAAUUAGUGUUGUGGUUACUAUAGUUUUAGUCGUUGUUAUCGUAAAAUUUACGAUGUCAAGAUACUAUUGAUCUGGGAGAGUUUCCUCGCAGACAUUUGAAAUUCAAUACGUAUGAAGCGUAAAUUAUGCGCGAGGCCUUACAACUGUGACGACAUGGAGGAGCUGAAUGUGACAGCUCUAUCUCAAAGAAAAGAGUCGGUCGCGCCGCUCACCGGAGAAAGAAAUGGGAGCAUAUUUCGUCGAGGAUUUUCAUAUCCCUUAGCCAUCGUUUUAAGGCUUCGAGUACUACAGAUAGUAUGCGGUAUAUCAGCUAUGGUAAUGGGCAGCGUGGCCUUCAUAGAGGAGCGGCAGAAGUUCAACAUGGGCCUCGGCAUACCCGCCGGCUGCGUCAGUGUUCUAGCCGCGGCGGUAUCAAUUCACACGUCGCGUGGUUGGAGCGCGCUGUCGGGGAGUGCUGCGGGCGCGGCACUGGGUGCGGGCGCGGCCGCAGUGCUGUGGGCGGCAGCGGGUUGCCUGCUGCUCGCGCUCAUCGUGCAGUGCUGCAGGACUAUCAUUGAUCCAACCGGCACUGAUUACAACAGCGUAUCUUCAGACGAUGAAGCAAGACCUCCAUCACGAGAUUUGAUCGUGAUAGCGUCGGUACAAAUCGCUUUAGCGUUGGUAACCCUCGUCAGCGCUGCGGUGUGUGCGCGUAUUGACAUAGGCGCAUGACGCGAGCCUCCGCUCACUCGACGUCGCGUGAGCGAAGCUCCAACCGCUACAGCGCCCGCUCCACUCGUCAGUGCGUCCCCACCUAACGAAGAAAGGGAGAGAAGUGGACGCGUAGCGUGGCUCAUAUAGACUAUACGUGUUGGGCUAACAAUGCUAUUGUAAGUCAGACUCACGUUCUAUCUCACAAGGGACUUAGUUUUUGAAACUAAGAUAUA
This is a messenger RNA of Papilio xuthus (Asian swallowtail), 987 nucleotides long. RefSeq lists its product as uncharacterized. The record is from RefSeq and is a predicted model, not a curated record. The transcript has 6 exons. NCBI's taxonomy places the organism in Eukaryota, Metazoa, Arthropoda, Insecta, Lepidoptera, Papilionidae. Bases 173 to 772 code for a protein of 199 amino acids.